This is a messenger RNA of Planococcus citri (citrus mealybug), 2121 nucleotides long. Its product is annotated as chorion peroxidase-like. Gene Ontology annotation, molecular function: peroxidase activity; heme binding. The record is from RefSeq and is a predicted model, not a curated record. Gene Ontology annotation, biological process: response to oxidative stress. The coding region runs from base 101 to 2032 and encodes 643 amino acids. NCBI's taxonomy places the organism in Eukaryota, Metazoa, Arthropoda, Insecta, Hemiptera, Pseudococcidae. The transcript is spliced from 13 exons.
AAUGUCAUAGAGAUCAGAGCACAGAGUGAUUUUCAAUUUACACUCACUUUUCCCCAGUACAUGAUUACAAACUGACGCACGAGUACCUAUUUAUUCAAAAAUGUUCGCUUUGGGUAGUUUUUUGAUACUGGUGUCAAUCCAAUACGCAGUAUCAGAUGAUUCGACAUGUGCUCCAGUAAAACCUGGACAACCUUUCGUUCUCCAUGCCCAACCAGCAGAUAAACAAAAUAUAGGUGAUCAGUGUAUCAAAGUGCCCGAAUGUGAUCAGAAAUAUCCGUACAGAUUUCUGGAUGGUAGAUGCAACAAUCUGAAGCAUUUAACAUGGGGUAUGACCAAUCACACCAUAGUACGAUUAUUGCCAGCUGUUUAUUCUACUAAUGAGAAGGAUCCUCCUGGUACACCGAGAGUUUCUGCAGUCGAUGGUGCACCUUUACAAAGCACCAGAGUUAUUUCGAAUGAUUUCUUCACCGAUCAUCAUUUCCCCAGCAAGCAGUAUACUUUGGCUUUCAUGGUGAUGAGUCAAUUAUUCACUCAUGACGUUUUAUCGCUGAAAUUGAGAAAUCCUCCAUUGACUGGAUGUUGCCAAAAUGGAGGAACUGUCAGAGUGCCUCAAGCCAACUGGGAUCCGGGAUGUUUGGGGAUAGAUAUACCAAAAGAUGAUCGAUAUUAUUCGCAAUUUAACAUACAGUGUAGUCAAGUGUUUCGAGCAGCGUUCUCAUCUGAUGACGGUUGUAAACUACCAGAAGUUGAACAAGCAAUCAGUGUAACAUCAUAUUUUGAUGGUUCGGUCGUAUACGGUGCAUCGGACGAUAUAGCAAAACUUCUGAGGUCACCAGACGAUGGGAAACUAAAAACUGAAAAAUCAAAAGAUGGACGAGAAUUUCUACCUCAUACAGAUCAGGCAAAUACUCUCUGUUUUGUGGAAACUAACAAAGCUGGGUGCUUCCAGGGCUCUGAUUUCCGAGCCAAUCAGCACGCUCAGUUGUCGGCAAUACAAAUAGUACUUCUAAGAGUACAUAAUAAACUAUGCGACGAACUGAAAAAAAUUAAUGAGAAAAAUCCAGAAUGGCAAAAGAGUGAGAAACUGUAUCAAGAAGCGAAGAAAAUUCUAACUGCCAUGUUACAACGUACGAUAUUUGGCAGAUUUAGCGAAAUUUUAUUCGGACCGGAAUGUGCCAAAUCUUACGGAUUUACUGAAUGUGAAGGUAAAGAAUACGCGAGCGGUUAUGAUGCUGAAAUAAAUGCGGGAACAACGGCUGAAUUUGAACACGUUGCAUUCAGAGCUUUCCAUAGUUUGGUAGAAGGAAACUUGAAACUUUACGAUGACGAUAGAAAAGAAGUCGGGACAUUCCGUUUUAGCGACUGGUUCAAUAAUCCUACUUUUGUAAAAGAACCUGGAAAUCUGGACAAAAUAUUGAUCGGUAUGGUUACUCAACCAAUGGAAGGUUUUGAUCGAUUCUACACUACAGCGAUCACUCAAGAAUUCUUCAAACAAAUCAACCAAAAUAAAUUUGGCUCAGAUUUAGCAGCGAUAGAUAUGGAAAGAGGAAGAGAUUGUGGUGUAUCUCCUUACAUAACUUAUGCCACUUUAGCUGGUUGGCCAGUUGCCAAGAGUUUCGACGAUUUGGCAGAUCGAAUGGAACCUAAUAUGAUCGAUCGUCUUAAAAAGGCGUAUAAAACAGUCGCUGAUGUGGACGCAAUAGCAGGAGCCAUUUUAGAAAAACCUUUUGGAAAGUCGAUGAUUGGCAAAACAUUGCAUUAUGUGAUAGCUGAACAAUUCAGGAGAUAUAAAUUUGGUGAUGCUUUCUUCUAUUCUUUCGAAGGGAGAGGACAAUUCACCAAAGAUCAAUUGGAAGCAAUAAGAAGGACCUCUCUGUCACUUAUAAUUUGCUGGGGUAGCGAUGGAAUCAAACACAUGCAAAAAGACGCCUACACUAUACCUGGACAAGAACCUCUGCUGGAAUGCAGUAAGAUUGUAGACUACUUUGUCAAAGAUUUGUGGGCGCAUUGGGCGGAAACCCCGGCUCACUGAAAAAUUCAUCCACCUGCUUUAAGAAUAUACCCGGAUAAUUUUAUGAAUUGCGAAUUAUUCUAUGUUAAAUAUAUAUUUUCUUAUUAGGA